This is a messenger RNA of Daldinia loculata, 1496 nucleotides long. RefSeq lists its product as uncharacterized. Lineage: Eukaryota; Fungi; Ascomycota; Sordariomycetes; Xylariales; Hypoxylaceae. The coding region runs from base 408 to 1052 and encodes 214 amino acids. The record is from RefSeq and is a predicted model, not a curated record. The transcript has 2 exons.
GCCGUUCGUGCAUAUAUGUAUACAUAGUACCACAAGCCAUACCAUAGGUAGCCAUAGUGUGUGUACAUUCAGACACCAAGCAUAACACUACAACAUCAGACAACCAGGUCCUUGUCAGCUCACCCUACCGCCUAUUCACCCUAUCUACCCCGGACCUCCGAUCCUCUCAACAAUAAGGGCCACUCAUCGUACCUCUAUCGUAUCUCUAUCGUACCUAUUUACUCAUAAUCAUCCCAUACUCCCCCCCAUCUUCCUUACCUCCUUUGUUCUCUUUUCUACCUUUUGUAUUAAGCCAUUGAACCUUCCGACAAUUCAAACCGUCGUCCCAGUUUCUCCAAACUUAACAUCUUUAACAUAUACUGGUCCGUGCAUAUUAGAGCUUCCAACUCCUUCGAAAAGCUCCAACCAUGACUGCUGGUCCCCGCCUUACAGCUCCGGCUUCAAAGCUCAUCCGCUCAAUUAGCACCACAGCUACGGCCUCUGUGCCCAAGUCCAACACGUUACUUACGGGCUCCAAAAAUGCAGCUCCUCUGUCGAGGAAAUAUGCAGACCUCCUCAAGGAGAGGAAUAUAGAUCCGGAUCAUUCCCGUCACCUGUACACACGAUCGUCAAACCGUCCUCACCCUCCACCUCGCACAAUGCGCUUAAUGCAAAGCUUCACCUCGAGUGCUCCUCAAGCUACUCAGGCCGAUGCCACCACGAUGGACCAUAUCUUCUUCCCGGGCUCGGCUGCCCUUCAGGGAUCGUCUAACGACCCAUUCGCCCACCUCCGCGUCCCUUUACUCCCUGACAACUUCGUCGCUCACCACACCCCCGAGGCAACAGACGGCCCUGUUGCCCCCGCCCAAAUCAGCAUCGUUGCUGCAAACCCAGAGCUCGUAUCCCCAUCUGCCCUUACCGAGGUAGAAGGCAUGGGCAUCGACGGUGUCGAGCUGAAGUUCGUCCACGAGGAGGCGAAACCACAGCAAGAGCAGGGCAUGCUUACGAAUAUGUGGAAGGGCCUAGUCGACAAUGUGAUGGGUGGUAGGAAUAAAGGCAACAUUGCUCUUUAACACGUGCUGGCUUACGAUGGUCACGAAUCCAAUUGACGGGGAGGCGGUUACUAUGACAUGUUUUCAAGCUCUGCCGGGAUAAGGCAUCGAGCGGGCGGUUCUGGAAGUGCUUCGGGACCGGUUUGUGAUAUGUUGAUUUAAUGAAUUUGUUUGUGUGUUUUUGUUAGCGAGAGCGGAAAAGGUCAAUCUUUUUGAACAUAAGGGUCAGUCGAUCGUAUCAAUGAUACGCAACGCAAAUCCAAGAGCGACAUAGUCGAGUCGCAGAAAAAGGAAAGAAAAAAAAAGAAAGAAAGGAAUAAGCCUUCCUUGUGCGAGCUUCAAUUUGUGUGCUGUGUUUCGUCCAACUAGCUUCUGCUUGGGGUGUAGCUGAUGUUUGUAUAAAGCAAAUCAAAUAUGGUACAAGAAUCAUUGCUCUACAAAUGCCCAGCUUGCACGUAUUAGACA